Messenger RNA from Porites evermanni, 4972 nucleotides. The record is from the annotation of a GenBank genome assembly. Lineage: Eukaryota; Metazoa; Cnidaria; Anthozoa; Scleractinia; Poritidae.
AUGUUUAAGAAAGAGCUAUUAGACAUUAUACCUGGUGCAUUGUCAGCACAAACUGGUGAGGGUGCUGUCGAGGACAAGAAUGUCAGGUACAUGCAAGUGUAUUUCAGGGCUGUCAUUGAGAGGCAGGGGCUGGGAAUUUCCCCCAGCUACUAUGAACCCGGCCCCCGGCUUCUUUCAUUGGAAAAUAGAAGAAAAAUAGAACUAAAAGAAAUCUCAAGCUGUUUUAUUCCCCACCUUCUUGUUGUAUUUACUCAGCAACUUGAAAUCUUAGUGACAUCCCUGGCAUUUGGCAGAAACCCUCCUUUUUAGUGAAAUACUGUCCUUAAUUGUUUUUGUUUUUCUAACAAGUGAAAAGCACUUUAGUGCACAAAAUGAUAGGUUUUAAAAUUGCAUUUUUUUUUUACUUUUAAGUUACUUGCACAUUUGUUAGUGUUGAUAAAAAGUGCUGACUUUUUAUGAGAGCCGUAAACAAAGUCACUUCUGAGAAAGUAAGUGAGAUAAGAUUUGUGACAGUUUUAUUGUCUGAGCCAAUCUUGUAAGUGCGAACUAUAAAUGUCAGAUUCAAGUUGAUAAUUUAUUCCUCAAGUCUGGGAAUGCGACAAUUAAAACUAUCUAAAAUAAUAAUUAUUAUUCUGACUUACUAUUUUUAAUAGUAUAGCUACAUGUAUAAUAGAUAGUCAAUGGCAAGUCAAGUGAGAACACGUUUGCCCUAAUUGUGAUUCUAUACAGCAUUUUUUUUUCACAUGAUGUCACAUCCGCCAUAAUUAUUGGUGUCCCAAAACAAUGAAACGGCAGCCAUGUUGGUGUCCCAAACCAGUCCUGUGGGAGUUAAACUUUUUCUUAUGUUAAAACCUUUCUUUUGUGCCAAUAAAUUUGCAUAGCUGCUGGCCACGUGAGUGAAAAGGCUCUAUAUUUUUUCACAUGAUGUCACAUCUGCCAUAUUGGUGUCCCAAAGUAAUGCAUCCGAGGCCAUAUUGGUGUCCCAAACCAAUCCUGAAUUGAGUCAAAAUAAAAGAGUUAUAUUUUAUUUUUUUUGCUAAUUAUUAACAAAGCCCAGCCCAACCUCCAUUCAGGAGACACGUCUGUUCAGGGGACACUUCCCUUGGCCCCAAGGGUGUCCCCUGAAUAGAGGUUCCACCGUACUCUUUACAGACAAUUAUACAGGUAAAUUAAACUCCUAAGUAGGAGAGGGAUCUUUAAGGGGAAACGUUUAAACAAGCUUAAUUGGAAUUGUAUGAGAGUUGAGGUGGUUGAGCCGGUUAAAAAAACUGUACAAUUGAAUUACAUCAGUAAUAGAUCAACCGAUGACUGUUUAGCUGAAAUGGUUGAGGAGGCAGCUUACUUACGUAUUUCCCUAGGCCCUUGGCUCCUAAUGGGCUUAGGCUAUCAAAAACAUUCCAUAACUUGGCUCUGGGUUGUUCUUAAUUCACAAGAUGGGUUGAUGUUGGCUUUUCAUCUAUGCUUCUGCAACAAGAAUGUUUCUAGAUAGCAGUGCUGGCCCCAUGCAAACCUAUUCAACCAGGAUGGAGGAGGUCCAAAUAAGACCAGCUUCUACCCUUUGACCUGUCCAGCUUGGGUAACCAUACCAGGAGCUAGUCAUCUCGAUGGCAUAGAUCUCCUGGUCAAUGCCACCACAUCAUGGCAAGGAAUGGACCAUGUUGUAGAAGGAGCCAGUCCCGUGCCAGAUCCAUAUUCAGGGUCUUAACCGAACAGAAUGUGCUGCCUUUGUUCCACACAUGCAAAUGGUUAGACAUCCUAGUCUUUCCUGAUUGGGAAGAAAAACAGUAGACCCCUUCUCUGAUCUAGCUCUUGUUUCACGUACGUGUAGUAGUCUCUGGCAGUGAUAACCUCCUCUUGUUUACCUGUCAUGGGUGGUCAUGGGAUUGGUAGGGAAGGAAGGGCACCUCGCGUGGGACCUAUGAAUCAUUUGCGCCCAUCAAAAUUGGGUAUCGCCAUACGCCCACUUGCUUUUCAAGCAGCUAAACGCUUUUGCAUUGAUCUUGAAAACAGAUCCGAGUCGGUGUUAUUGGCAUAUGCUCGCAAAAGGCUUGAGCAGCUGACCAAAGAACUGUCCAAUUACCAGGCAGAAGAACAAAAGAGGCUGGAUCAUUCACUUAAAGUGCAGCGCGAGGAAGACGCCAAGUUAACUGAGCUCAAACUAAAGCAAGAAGCAGAAAGGAUGAUGGCUGAGUUUGAAACGAGCUUGAAAAAGAAGGUAGGAAAAAUUGAAAAGUGGCUCAAAAGGUUUUGUUACUGUUAAAGAAAGGAGCCGAGACAUAAACUUGACUCUUCUCGUCUCCUGGGCCGAGUUGUUCAAAUCUGGGUUAAGAUAACCCAGUGUUAGUGCGAAAUUUGAAUUCAUAUUUGAAAGCUUAAAAAGCAUUUCAGUUUUAAUUCUUUUUGUCUACAAGUUGAUGAUUGGAAGCUCUAAAAUUAACAGAGAAAAUUAUCCGAGAAAAUACUUUUGAACACAACAAAAAGAAACCAGGGUUAAAUUUAACCCUGGGCUAAACGCUAAUCGGCCUUCGAACAACUGGGCCCUGCUUACUCAAUUCGUUUAAAGUUGCUCCCGUAGUCGUCAAACGUUACAUAACAAAUGCAAUAAUAAAUUCAAACACUUUAUGUAUCAUCGUUGAAUUCAUGUACUGUAGGUCUGCAGGACUGCAGGAGCAGUCGUUCUACCUCUCUUUUGAAAUAAAUUUAGUGACUAAAAGACAACAGGAUCGUGAACUGACACUACGGGACCACAGGAGCAGUUGACUAGUAUUGCUUCAAAGAGGCCGGGUAUUCUAAAGCAACUCGAAACAAACUUUGUUACUUCAGUAUCCAUUAUCCAUAAUCCAAUGGUGUAAAUGUAGUGGUAAAUGGCAUAUCCGUGCCGUCGUGGUCAUAGAUUGAGUACUUGUAUAUCAAACAUGAAGCUGACCAGUAAACCAGCAGACUAAUUUCCUGCUUCUUACACCGCCUACACUUUAGGAAACCUCUUUGUUGUUCAAAUGCAAACAUCGUUUUAGUUCUGACAGUUGUGGUGAAUUUACAGAUCUUGUUCGUGCUUCACGAGAAAAAAAAAGUUGCCAAUGAUAAAUCGCUAACUAUAGCAGUGAGAGUGACAACCAACAAACCAAUAGUGUUAUUUAAAACGUGACGGAAUACGGUCAUCUCACCACCAGACCUUAAUGAUCUCGCGACCAAAAAUUCGAUUGCCGACAACAAACUCACCACCAUGAAUUCGACUCGCCACUAGCUAAUAACACUGAAAUAGGUAACACACUUACCAAGGAGUUUGCCCACGUGGCAGUGCUAAGGCUGUGGGUGUAGCCACUACUGGGCCUUUUUGACGGUUGAACUUUAAUUUCUGUAUUCUCAGGAAGCUGAGUUAGCGGAAGUACAUGAGUCAACCCUUCGUCAACAGCUACGUCGCCAAGCAGCAGCCUACGGUGAUCAUCUAGCCGAGGUGCUGCGGGUGCAGGCUGAAGAACUCGGCAACAGGUUUGUUUCACCACUCGUGCGUGACUAUAUCCUUAGAAACUAGCUAGCUCAAGCAAAGACGUUUUUGAGUGACGCAAGUCAACCGGAAGUGAGGCAUUUUCCUUUUCAAUAUACCUUGACGCUUCCAAAUGUGUAUUUCUAAGUGUUUUUACUCUUAUAGAGACGAUUCCCCAGAAAAUCUUCACAUACUAACUACUCAAGCAUGCAAAACGUCCACUUCCGGUUGACUUGCGUUGCUCAGAAACGUCUUUGCUUAAGCUCCCUACUGCCCAGAAACUCUCCAUCGGCGAACUUUCCCCAGAAUGUGUUCAGGCGAUCGAGAAGAUCAUAACCAUGAAAACGCUUCUGAUGCGAUGCGGGUCGAUCCAGAUGACUGGGGAGAUCACAAUUGCUUCGAUAGGAUCACCUGGAUAGCCUGGGUAGGCUGUGUCCAUAACACUCUCUCCUCCGCAGAGGCUACCGCUGGGUAUUCCAAUAAAAAUAGCAAAAAUUAAAAAGAUAGUCAGCGCGCGCUGUACGAUGGAAAGAGGGAAAAGGCGGGAACCUCUCACCCCUUUUUCCCUUUCCAUGCCCCAGCCUCCCUCCAAGACAAAGAGAGAGUGCAUGACGUGAUAUUACCUUGUGAGGUGAUUCUGAUUCCCAUCCCAUUCUAAUUUUCUGCACAUUACUUCCAAUUGCCUUAGAAAAAUUCCACUUGUCUCUUGCCGGAGACUUAAGGGUAUAGUUAAAUCCUUGGCUGGCAAAAAACACUAACUUGGCAAUUUAACUCCUCUAUAGACACAAGGAAGAUUUACAGCAGAAGUUGAAUGCUGAAAAGUCCGCCUUUGAGACGCAACUGAGCGGGGCCCUUGCUCAUCUACGAGGUGUGGAAUCAGUGGUAGAAGGCCGAGCGGAUAUCGAGAAACAGAAUAAGCAGUCUCAGAAACUAUGGGCAGCUUGCCAGUCCCUGGCUUCAGCUAUUGACAGAGGUGUUGACCGCCCCAGUCCCCUCCUUGCCCAGCUGACAGCUAUCAACGAUGCUGCAGCUGAUGAUCCACUGGUUUCUCAAGUUUUGAAAUCCCUACCUGAAGAGGCAGUAUGGUCUCCUCACAACUUACUUCUUUUGUAUUCCGCAGCGAAAAUGUUUCACGCCUCUACCACGGCAGCACACCGGUACUAUCCUCUAUUACCUCGCAGAGGAACCUGAGUGGAUGAAAGGAUGAAAGUUAGUUUCUUUAUUUUCGAUUCAUUCGAUCCUGUGAAAGAAGGGGAACUUGUUGAUGCUGAAAGUGCGGACACUUUUGAUCUUCUUGCGCGCGCAGAUUAUUACCUACGCCAUGGCGAUCUGGAGCUAGCCACACGAUUGGUUAAUCAGCUCCGCGGGGAGCCCAGAAAUGUUGCGCGUGAUUGGCUGAUUGAAGCUCGGUUGUUGUUGGAAACAAGGCAGGCUGCCAAUUUGUUGACUGCUUAUGCCGCUCUCUUAGGAACAGCGGGCAGUGAAUAA